This is a messenger RNA of Coffea arabica (coffee), 960 nucleotides long. Lineage: Eukaryota; Viridiplantae; Streptophyta; Magnoliopsida; Gentianales; Rubiaceae. The record is from the annotation of a RefSeq genome assembly.
AUGGAAACUAGAAAUAUUUUUUCUUGGAUAAAGGAACAGAUUACUCGAUCUAUUUCUGUAUCUCUCAUGAUAUAUAUCAUAACUCGAACAGCCGUUUCAAAUGCAUAUCCCAUUUUCGCACAACAGGGUUAUGAAAAUCCACGCGAAGCAACUGGGCGUAUUGUAUGUGCCAAUUGCCAUUUAGCUAAUAAGCCCGUAGAUAUUGAGGUUCCACAGGCGGUACUUCCUGAUACUGUAUUUGAAGCAGUUGUUCGAAUUCCUUAUGAUAAGCAACUAAAACAAGUUCUUGCUAAUGGUAAAAAGGGGGGUUUGAAUGUAGGGGCUGUUCUUAUUUUACCGGAGGGGUUUGAAUUAGCUCCCCCCGAUCGUAUUUCUCCCGAGAUUAAAGAAAAGAUAGGCAAUUUGUCUUUUCAGAGCUAUCGCCCUAAUAAAAAAAAUAUUCUUGUGAUAGGACCUAUCCCCGGUCAGAAAUAUAGCGAAAUAACCUUUCCUAUUCUUUCCCCCGACCCCGCUACUAAGAAGGAUGUUCACUUCUUAAAAUAUCCUAUAUACGUAGGCGGGAACAGGGGAAGGGGUCAGAUUUAUCCCGACGGGAGCAAGAGUAACAAUACAGUUUAUAAUGCUACAGGAGCAGGUAUAGUAAGCAAAAUUAUACGAAAAGAAAAAGGGGGAUAUGAAAUAACCAUAACAGAUACGGAUGGACGUCAAGUGGUUGAUAUUAUCCCCCCAGGACCAGAACUUCUUGUUUCAGAGGGCGAAUACAUCAAAUUGGAUCAACCAUUAACGAGUAACCCCAAUGUGGGCGGAUUUGGUCAGGGAGAUGCAGAAAUAGUACUUCAAGAUCCAUUACGUGUCCAAGGCCUUUUGUUCUUCUUGGCAUCUGUUAUUUUGGCACAAAUCUUUUUGGUUCUUAAAAAGAAACAGUUCGAGAAGGUUCAAUUGGCCGAAAUGAAUUUCUAG